CAGCAAGUUGAUAUUUCUCGCGUUACUCCUAAAUUGCAAGUGCAUCGGAAUAAAUCGUGUUCCAAGUUUCAGUGAAAUUAACCACUGAGUGCUCAUGAUGUGGAAUCAAUGGCGCAGAUACAAAGUGACUGAGGGAUAACUUGGCGAAAACCGAUUUAAAUGGUGUCAUUUCGCCCCAAAGAUUUCAAAAGGGUAAAAGAUGACUGAGAUCCUGUUCAAAAUAUUAGUGGCACUAGUUCAGUUGAUUUCGCUGCAAUGGACAUCCAUUUGUGAUGGCACUGUCCAUGUUCCCAAAGGGAAUUAUACCAUACCCGAGGGUGGCGAAUUAAGUAUAAAUUGUUCUGCGACAGACGAGGCUCUUACAGGUUGGUUUACAUCCAGCGGAAAGAAGAUAACUAAUGACCCGUCAGCAAGAGUCCACGUAAGAUCAAGUGGAAGUUUGAAGUACUUAGAGAUCCCUAGGGUCAACAAGGCAGACCGAGGAACCUACGAAUGUAGAGGGACUAGGAACAAGACGCAAAUCCGGCUGAAUGUCGAAUAUAGCCCCGUUUUGAUCAGUGAAAGCUCCACGCACGGAACGAUAUUUUCAUCAUUAGACAGUAAUAAGGAAAUAACACUGAAAUGUAAAUUUGAUGGAUUUCCAGUUCCCGAAUUAAAGUUCCAAUUCGCUGGUGUUAAUUUGAAUAGCAUUUCCAACGCAUCCGGGUUUGUUUCCUACAAGUUUCGUGUUACAAAACCAAGGGACUUUGGAUUUUACAGCUGUGUGGCUGAAAAUAAGAUGGGUACAGUAACACAUUACAUUGAGGUUUACGAAAGAGGUCCUCCUGAGCCUCCAAAUAACGUGCAAGCUUCAUCGACGUGUGACAGUGUAGAGGUCACGUGGGAGGCGUCUCUCAAGGAUGGCGGAAGCCCCGUGACAGGCUACACCGUCAAACUUUUGAAUGGAGGCGAAUCAGUUGCAUCGGAAUCUUUAACAAAUUUAAGUCGCUCCAAGAGCUUUACAAAUCUUAAAAAGAAAACUGAAUACGAGGUUCGAUUGAAUUCUAACAAUGCACUUGGCGGUGGAGAGUGGAGAAGUAUUUCUCUCAAUACUACUGUUGCAUGUCCUGAAAAACGUGGAUCUUCAGGCAGCGAGUUAAAAGUUGUAACUUCGAUUCUUACGCUUCUGAUAAUGUCGACGUUCGUUCACCUGGUGCUUUGAGUAUGGAUUGUUGCCCCGGUACUGGUACUGUCACUAUGGUCAGAGAUAUUUGGCGCACCAAACACGCUUGAAUAAAACUGUCGAGACUACUGGGAAAAGUUAACGAGAGCAUCAACAAGAUUCAGUACUUGCGUUUUUU
Pocillopora damicornis (cauliflower coral) is the source of this 1340-nucleotide messenger RNA. Its product is annotated as contactin-3. Gene Ontology annotation, molecular function: protein binding. Gene Ontology annotation, biological process: cell-cell adhesion. The record is from RefSeq and is a predicted model, not a curated record. Lineage: Eukaryota; Metazoa; Cnidaria; Anthozoa; Scleractinia; Pocilloporidae.